ACAAUAUUCAAAAUGUAUUCUCCACUGCUUGUUAUCUUCCCUUUGAUGCGGUAUUCCCAAGCCCAAAACAUCGGGACCAACACAGCUGAAGUCCACCCUGCGUUGACGUAUCAAACUUGCACAGCCAGAGGAAGCUGUUCCACAGUCAACGGUAAAAUCGUAUUGGACGCUAACUGGCGCUGGCUUCAUUCUUCAUCUGGAACCAAUUGCUACACCGGAAACACAUGGGACGCAUCACUCUGCCCUAGCAAUACUGAAUGCGCAGCCAACUGUCAACUUGAUGGAGCUGCUUAUUCCAACACUUAUGGCAUCACUACGAACGGGAAUUCCCUCAGACUGAACUUCGUCACAAACGGCCAGAAUAAGAACAUUGGUUCCAGGGUUUAUCUCAUGUCGGAUGACGACACAUACAAAACCUUCAACAUGUUGAAUCAGGAAUUUACCUUCGACGUUGAUGUUUCUCAUCUUCCUUGUGGUAAAUAAACCUCUCCGGAAUUCUAACCAAUUAUUUGCUAAAGCUUCUUAGGAAUCAACGGGGCGCUUUAUUUCGCUGGAAUGCAAGCCGACGGCGGCAAGUCCAAAUAUCCUUCAAACAAGGCAGGACCGAGAUACGGUGUUGGAUAUUGUGAUGCUCAAUGCCCAAGAGAUUUGAAGUUCAUCAACGGACAGGUAACUUUUGCCUAUGUCUUGCUUACAAAGGUUAGACUAACCAAUCUUUUAGGCAAAUGUAGAGGGAUGGAAGGCAUCUUCAAACAACAUCAACACUGGAGUUGGUAAUCAUGGGUCAUGUUGCGCUGAGAUGGAUGUUUGGGAAGCCAAUUCUAUAUCUUCAGCAUACACACCCCACACUGCAAGCACAGUCACGCAACACAUGUGCACUGGCGAUUCUUGCGGUGGCACAUACUCAACUGAUCGAUAUGGAGGAACUACUGACCCAGAUGGAUGUGAUUUCAACUCCUACCGUAUGGGUGACAAGUCUUUCUACGGUCCAGGUGGAAAAGUCAACACCAACUCGGUUUUCACUGUCGUCACGCAGUUCAUCACUGAUUCUGGAAGUGCUUCUGGAAAUCUGAAAGAAAUCAAGAGAUUCUACGUCCAAAACGGUGUCUUGAUUCCAAAUUCCAUGUCAACAAUCAGAGGAGUCACUGGAAACUCGAUUACCACAGAAUUCUGUGAUGCACAAAAAACAGCUUUCGGCGACUCCAACGGAUUCAAGACACACGGUGGAUUGACAAACAUGGGCGCAGCCUUCAAAGCAGGCAUGGUUUUGGUCUUAUCGAUCUGGGAUGACUAUGCCGCGAACCUUCUGUGGCUUGACAGCACCUAUCCUACUACUGGCGACCCAGCCAAGCCAGGAAACGCUCGCGGUACAUGCAGUACAAGCUCUGGAGUUCCUGCCGAUGUUGAAGCACAAGCUCCUAACUCUUAUGUCAUCUAUUCCAACAUCAAAGUUGGACCUCUCAACUCGACAUAUACUGCUUAA
Molecule: messenger RNA, 1483 nt
Organism: Hymenoscyphus albidus
Lineage: Eukaryota; Fungi; Ascomycota; Leotiomycetes; Helotiales; Helotiaceae
Source: the annotation of a GenBank genome assembly